CUGGCGGCGGUGGCCCCUCCUUCAGGAAGCCGGACCUGCCGCGUCCUUGUCGGCGUGGCCAGGCGCGCACUCCUGGCCGGGCUGGGCAGCGCCCCCACCGCGGCAGUAUGGACCCACCGGCUGAUUGCCCCGCCGUGCCCCGCUGCUGUUCCCUUCUGCUCCUCCUGCUGUUCCUCACGAAUUUUGUGCCAUCCUUUGGAAAGGAAACAUUGCGUACAACGGCAGUUCAGUUUGAACCAAACAUGACUUAUGUGGACUUUAUUCAUUUAAACAUUUUAGAAAGGAAGGUUCUUAACAAUUCGGAAGUUUCAGUUCAGUAUUUGUGUUCUAAGCCUUGUAUUAUCAACUUGGAAGCAGUAGCUUCUUCUGAGUUCAGGACUGGUGUACCAGUAUAUAGAAGGAGAUGGAAAGAUGAGAAGAACCUUUAUGUUAGCAGAACUCGACAAGUACAUUUGAAAUUUCCGAACAUCAUGGUUUACAGAGAUGACUAUAUCAUCAGAAACUCAAUAAUUGUGCACAGUGUGAUAUUAUAUGCAUGGAUUAGUCAUAAAUCAGUUACCAGCUAUGAUACUGAGCAGAAUGAAGACUACCAGGAUGCAGUUGCCAAGAACUACACUUUCUUAGAAGCAGUUCCACCUUUUGAGCGCCCAUUUAAGGACCACAAAGUUUGCCUUCAGUGGGGUGCUGACUAUUUGUGGAUGCUCCAGGCAAAAAGGAUACCUCAGUGCCCUCAUGAAAGUGAUGGUGUCCAGAUUCUCAACUUUAUAUACGCUUCCAGUGGGGAGAAAACAGGAAUUGUGAAGAAAUUUGAACAGUUCGAAAACAAAGAACUUGAGACAGUCAGACAACAUCAGAUUGAUUAUCCUAUGUUCACUGUUUCUAUCUGGCUGUAUUUACUCCACCACUGUGAAAAAGAUCUGUGUGGUAUACUCUAUUUUAUUGAUCCAAAAGAAAUGUACAGUACUCCUGCUGUAUUUCUCAAUGAGGAAGGUUAUGUGCAUAUUCAGAUGCACCUCAUGAGAGGAGAUGACCUUGCAGUGAAAACUAGCUUCAGUCUUCCUCUGAAGCAGUGGUUUCGACUGGAUCUCUCUUUUAAGGGUGGACAGAUAGAAGUAAGCAGUGUUGGGAAGAAUUUGAAAAGACAUCAUCAUCAGUCUUUUAUUUUUAGGGAAGAUUUCUAUUAUGAUGACACUGCUGGAUACUUUGUUCUUGGAGGUAGUGGAUAUGUAAAUGGUAUUGAAGCAUUCUUUGGACCUGUGAAGUACUAUCGUCUCAGUGUGUUGGAAACAGAACAGAUUUCUAAUCCUCUUCAUGACAAAGAAACAGUGGAACAAAUUGAACUUUACUACGAGAGAUGCAUGGACAUUCAAGAAAUAGUUUAUGAGUACAGACAUAUUGUAAAGCAGGGUGAAAAAGGGCAAAGAAAAUGUUACUGUGAAAACUAUUAUUUGAAGCUGAUUCAUAAAUAUGGUGAAAAAUCCAAAUGUGAUGCCUUCAUGUGGGGAAAAGAGCUCAGGGAAAAGUACCAUACUUUGCUCAAACUAUUAAAAGAGACAGAUUUCAGUGCUCCAGAUGUAUUAGAAGAUGGAAGUGAUACAGUUCUAGAAGUUGGUCGAAAGAUAUUUGAGAAGGUUUCAAAGGAUCUGUCCAGCACUGAUGGCCUGAGCAAUAUGGGCUCCUCUGUCCCUCUCUUGGUGGAGUCCAGUUGUUGUGGAUACCAUAAGGCUUCCUAUUUCCUUGCAGUUAUAUUUGAAACAGGGCUUGGUGUGUCUGUGGAUCGCACAAAGGGACUGCUGUAUAGUUUGGUUGGUGCUCAGGGGAAUGAGAGACUUGCUGUGAUGAAUCUUGGCUAUAAACAUUACCAAGGCAUUAAUAACUAUCCACUUGAUUUGGAGCUGUCAUAUGCUUAUUACAGUAAUAUUGCAAUAAAGACAUCAUUGGAUCAACACACUAUAAAAGGGGAACAGGCAUUUGUUGAAACGAUAAGGCUGGUGGAUGAUGAACUGCUAAAAGCUCAAACAAAAGAAAAUGGUGAUGUCUUUAUGUGGUUAAAAUAUGAAGCAACAAGAGGAAACGCAGCUGCACAGCAACGAUUGGCUCAGAUGCUUUUUUGGGGCCAACAAGGAGUGGCAAAGAAUCCUGAAGCUGCAAUAGAAUGGUAUGCAAAGGGUGCAAUAGAAACAGAAGAUCCAGUGUUAAUAUAUGAUUAUGCCAUUGUGUUAUUUAAGGGCCAAGGUGUGAAAAAAAAUACAAAACUUGCUUUGGAAUUAAUGAAGAAGGCAGCAGCCAAGGGCUUGCCCCAGGCAGUGAAUGGAUUGGGAUGGUAUUACCACAAUUUUAAAAGAGACUACAGAAAAGCAGCUGAACACUGGUUAGUUGCUGAAGAACUGGGAAAUCCAGAUGCAUCAUACAACCUUGGAGUCCUUUAUUUAGAUGGAAUUUACCCUGGAGUACCUGGUAGAAAUCAAACAGUUGCUGCACACUAUUUCUAUAAAGCUGCCCAAGGAGGACAUAUAGAAGGGACUUUACGAUGCUCUCUGUAUUACAUCACAGGAAAUAUGGAGGACUUUCCUAGAGAUCCAGAAAAAGCUGUAAUCUGGGCAAAACACAUUGCAGAGAAGAAUGGCUACUUAGGUCAUGUCAUCAGAAAAGCUCUCAACGCUUAUCUGGAACUUUCAUGGCAUGAAGCUUUGCUGUAUUAUAUUUUAGCAGCUGAAACUGGGAUUGAAGUGUCACAGUCCAAUUUAGCACACAUCUGUGAAGAAAGACCAGACCUAGCAAGGAAAUACCUAGCAAGUGAUUGUGUUUGGAGAUACUACAAUUUCUCUGUUUCUCAAGUCAAUGCACCAUCAUUUGCUUAUUUGAAGAUGGGUGAUUUCUACUACUACGGUUACCAGAACCAGUCUAAAGAUCUCGAGCUCUCAAUGCGGAUGUAUGCACAAGCUGCACUAGAGGGAGAUUCACAGGGUUUCUUUAAUUUGGCCCUGGUCAUAGAAGAGGGCAACUCCAUACCUUCUUACAUUCUGGAUCACUUGGAAAUCGAUCAGGCAUUGCAUUCUAGUAGUAUGUCACUUCUUCAGGAACUUUAUUACAGGUGCUGGAAUAACAGCAACCCAGAAUCAAUUAGUCCAUGCUCAUUAGCAUUGCUUUAUUUUUACAUGAGAGUUUUCUGGAACAAUAUUUUACAAUCUACUCUGAUCUACUUCAUGGGAACCUUUCUUUUAUCAAUUCUGGUUGCAUUUGCAGUGCAGUAUUUUCAGUCUUUAUCUGCCCGUAAUUCUCCUGGAGCAAGAGCAGACCCAUCAUCAGAUGAAAUUUCUUCCUCAGGGAGUAGCAAUGAGGAUGCUACCAGACUCAUACAGCAAGAUGAAUCUACAUUUUCAAAUGAUUUAGCACAGCAGGAGUCAAACCCUCAGAAUCCUCUUGUUACGAGCUGAAGUGUAGUUUUCUUAAGGUUGGUGUCCCAUUGGGAAGAUGGGAUAUGAACAACUACAGAUCUAAAAACUGGCAACCAACCCUAUUAGUGGCAUUAAUAAUGCAGUUCAACAGUUAAAAUUGUGGGGAAAUUCACUGAUAUGAUUUCUCCACUAUAGAGGAAAAUCAUCCCUGUAAUUUAACACUCCAAACAGAUAACAUAAUUAUUUCUGUCCGUAUUACAUGAUCCGUCCCUA
Molecule: messenger RNA, 3671 nt
Organism: Neopsephotus bourkii (Bourke's parrot)
Lineage: Eukaryota; Metazoa; Chordata; Aves; Psittaciformes; Psittacidae
Gene: SEL1L3
Product: SEL1L family member 3
Exons: 24
Coding region: 108-3437 (1109 amino acids)
Molecular function (GO): protein binding
Source: RefSeq, a predicted model, not a curated record